UGUUGGGCCAACGUUGGCAAAUGGUUGUAUGGUUGGCGUUGGGUAUACAACGUUGGGCCAACGUUGGGCCAAUGCUACCAUGUGAGGUUUCUCAACAAUGUUGGAAAUCCUACGUUGGCCCAACGUUGGCCCAACUCCAGCUUGCUUAAUCGUCCAAGAAGGUUGGGUUUAUAAAGUUGGCCCAACAUUGGCCCAACUCCAGUUUGCUUUAUCAUCCAAAAAGGUUGGGAUUAUAAAGUUGGCCCGACAUUGGCCCCACUCCAGUUUUCUUUAUCAUCCAAGAAGGUUGGGGUCAUAAAGUUGGCCCAACAUUGGCCCAACGUUUGUGACAGAUCCUAUAAAAAAAAACAGUUUAUUUAGCUGUUUAUAGUACGUUGGCCCAGCGUUGGCCCGAUGUAAGCAUGAGUGUUCUUUUAUAAUAGUUUUUAAGUUGGAUGGUUACAUUGAUCCUACAGUGACCCAACGUUGGUCCAACGUAAACCAAAUCCAUUUUUUUUUAUCAUCAAAGAAGGUUGCGAUUAAAAGUUGGCCCAACAUUGGCCCAACGUUUGUGAAGCAUCCCAUAUAAAAUAGUUUAUUGAGCUGUUAAUAGAACAUUGACCCUGUGUUGGCCCGAUGCAUGUAAACAUGAGUGUUCAAAUUAGUGUUCAAGUUUAAGUUGGGAUUGUUACAUUGGCCCGAUGUUGGCCCAACAAUUGCUUUACGAUCUAAAAUUCAGUGUUCUUGUUAGCUGAGAAACAUAAGAUAGUGCAAAUGCGUUGGUGCUUUUUUUUAAUGAAACUUGUUAAUUUGCUGAGGUCCCUGUAAUAAAUUCUAAGAUUUCAAAUUUUUGUCAAAUAGUUGUUUCAAAUUUAUCUGAUAUUGCAAAAUAUUAAAGAAUAAUAAUAUAAAUUCAGGAAGCAGAUUCUGAAAUAAAUAACUAAUAAAACGCUGCAUUAACGUAUGAAAAGACAUCUGAAUUAAGUUCCCAGGGACAGGAUGUACAUGAGGCUUAUGCGUGUAUACAUAAAUCAAAGUAACCCAACAAGGUUCAUGAUUGUUUUGAAACAGUUAGAUAGGCCAGUCGUUAAAACCAAUGGAGUCUGAGCGAUUAAAACAACAAGAUGCGGGCACUGUGGUGUGAGAUGUCAAAUUCAAUUACCCACAGGUGGUUUACAGACUCAAUAUACAGAGCGGGAUUUUACUUUUGGAUUAUUCAACGGUUAUAUAGCUGUUUCAAAAAAGAGAUGUCUAUGUACGCAGUGGUUGAGUUUAUUGAUGAGGGCUCUGUUGCGGUCGUUCCUAAGACCUGGCUCACUGAUGACAAGAAAAAGUGCAAAUGGCCGAUGUGGACAAAUGUGGACAAAAUAAACCAUGCUGUUAAACAGUCCAUGGAGCCUACACCUUCUUUCAUGUGUCUUUCCAUCCGAGUGUUGUAUGAAUCUGACGAUUAUGAAAAGGCUAGGAAAAGGCUUUCGAGAGCAGAAGUAACUUCAAACUUAGAGAGUGACCAGGCAGAUGAAGAAACAGACACAGUACCGAAAAGAAAGAAAAAACCAAAUCCAAGAUAUGAUCCCCUUUCCUCUGAAAGCGAGGAAGAGAAUGAAUGUAAUAUAAGCCAGGACAAAACUUCAGGUAGCCUUCGAAGAUCACCUCGAAAAUCAAAGAAACAAUUUCCGGACCCACCACCACUCCCUGCCCUGCCUUCACUUGCAUCACCAGCACGGAAAGCACCCUCGACCCCAUCCACUAAAACAACAUCAAGUUCGACAUCAUCACCAACUUCAUCUAAAUCUGCACUGGAUUCAACGCCAAAUCAACAAAUGACAGCAACGAACAUCAAAAUCCUCACUAUUUUAGAGGAUGUAAAGGGACAGGUCAGAUUUAAUACCAAAUUACUUCAGAAUAUAUUGGCAAAAGUUGAGGUUACUGGAACAACUACUACCACCAUGGAGAAUGAGGUAGACAUUGGAAUUGAAUUUCCCUUGAAAACCCAAGAGGAACUGGACUCUUUAGAGGAGCAACUGGAGAGCCAAGAAACCACCAAAAUAAUGCUUGGAAAACUAAUAUGUAUCGGUGGUGACAAUGUGCAAACCUGUGUGCGGAGAGUACUUUCAUUUUUGAUGGCAACAUCACUGGCAAUCCAAUUGAACUGGAGCGGUAAAGGAAGUAAAAGAGGGCUCUCAAGUCUCAAGUUAAAAGACAUAAUUAUAAAGGCUGUGAGAAAAAAUAAAUUUUGCAGUGCAGCGACUGACAAUGAAAUUGAAAGACUUGUGAAGGACUGGCUAAGGUACGCCAAGGAUCGUGAUGGGGGGAGAAGAAAAAGGGAGGAGAAAAAGAAAGAGAAGGAAAGGGACAGUGAGGAAGCUAGCCAGGAUUAAAGACUUUGAUUAAUUAUUUCCAAAAACUUUCUUCAUCAUCUUUUUAAUACUACUUUUGUACUUUUUGACAAUUUAAUUGAUAUAAAAUCUUCAUCAUCUUUUUAAUAUUACUUUUGUACUUUUUGACAAUUUAAUUGAUAUAAAAUCUUUUUACAGAUAAUCAUUUGUAAUGGUUUUUUUUCUACUCGUAAG
Saccostrea cuccullata (small rock oyster) is the source of this 2552-nucleotide messenger RNA. RefSeq lists its product as uncharacterized. NCBI's taxonomy places the organism in Eukaryota, Metazoa, Mollusca, Bivalvia, Ostreida, Ostreidae. The record is from RefSeq and is a predicted model, not a curated record. Bases 1104 to 2360 code for a protein of 418 amino acids. The transcript is spliced from 7 exons.